GUGAAAUCCGACCGGUACUUCGUAAAGGUGGUUUAAUUUUACGAGCGAAUCGAAUAAACAAAGCGCAAAACGCCGAAGAACAAGUAAAAAAAGAAAUAAAAAUUCGAAACGCGUUUAUUAUUUUUGAAUUCUUAAUUAUGUUUGUGUGACAAUUAUUUGACUGUGUGGAUUGUUAUUUUUAAAGUGCAAUUGAAAGCAGAACUGCAAAAUUUGCGUAGAAAAGGCGCAUUGAAAGUGUCCAGCGAUUGGGACAAUAAUUCCGGACAGGACCCGGACAGAACAUGUGGACGGUGUAGAGCAGAACUGGGAAGGGUGAUCAACAGAGGUGCCUGUUGUAGAUCGUGUCGUUUGAAAGUUUGCAAGGGCUGUAGGGAGUACAAUUUCAGAGCCACCGAUUGGGUGUGCUCUGUUUGCUACAAACGAAUGGAAAUCCAAGCAGCUUCAGGAGAAUGGAUGAAUGAAUUCGUUCGAAGACCCAGCAGACGACGAGAUGCAAAAGUUUACGUUCCAGCUGCAGACAUCAUAAAGAAAACCAUUAGAAGAUCGUGGACGAUUUCAAAUCCUACUCCACGAUGGGCCGCUUUAAGAAGCUCAGCAGAACUACGACCCUACAAUAGUCUUCCUAGAGGCCAAGACAUCAACAAUUACCCUUCGUUAGCCUUGCAUCAAACCAAUCUUAAAAACACUGAGGCGUUUAAUCAGUCGCCAAGAAGGGCCAAGUCUGAGGACGUUUACGCUGAACCACUUGUUGAAGAGAGUAUUUCCAAAAAUAAUUCAGAAAUAAUUAAGCCGGCACGUGUUCAUCCAUUAAUGUCUGUGUCUUUGAGAGACAGGAAGAGGUCACCUAGAAGGAAAACAACUGAAGUUGAGGAAAUAUCUAAAACAACAGAAAAAGUAGAUGAUGAUAGUGACAGUGCCAAGGCUUCAACAUCGACGCUGGAAAAUUCGCUAGAAAAACCACCUGAACGACAUGUGAGCUUCGACGGCCCGAAUAAAGCCUCGGAUCUGGCAUAUUUUCGAAGUAGGUCGUUAUCGCAAAGCAAGUCGAGUAAAGAAGUGAAGAAAAUGCCUUUCGUUACACAUUCACUGCCAGAGGAAGGUUACGGGAAAGAAGAACCAACAGGAGAGACAAACCUCGACAAUACGCCAGUCGAACUUUGCGACAUUGAACCUCUAAGUGGAACAGUUUUCCGAAAAAUGACUGUCAGACGUCGCAGACAGCAAAACAUGAGGAAAAUGGCUGCUAUGGAUGCCGGCUGGAGACGACCGCCAGAAAACGAUCUUUUCGACAUUCUCUUACCUGACGGAGAAGAUUACCGUUUAGUUUUCGUAAAUUCCGACAGUUCUUCUAAAGAAGACGAUAUUGACGAUAACGAUAGUUCUUCAGCUUCGAGUUUUCCGCUCGACGAGUGCGAUUGGGAUUAUUUCGAACCUGGAACUCAGCAAGUUUUGGGCUGGAGUUCACCUUACGGAUCACCGAGAGUUUACAGGAAAAGACUCAUCGAUUCACCUCUGGGUUCUCCACUGUUGCAGCGUCGUCCACGCAUCAGGGAAUCCUCGGACGAAGACCUAAGUGUCCCGUCCGCCUCUGAAUCGCUAAUAACGAACCCCCUGCCAUUACGAACCGACGAUGCGAUGCAAUGUGUUAGUACCACUGGCCAGUCGACGACUCUGCUGCACCCGAGUACCACUUCGUGUUGCAAAACUUGCGGUGGGUGCGCUUCUUCACCUGCCGCCCAAUACAUACCGGUACCGGUUCCCAUUCCCAUACCGUUUCCGGUACCUUGGGGUACUAAUUUACCGCCCGGCAAUUUAGUUUCGUUGCACAAUAAUAGUGCUAAUGCUGAUUUUUGGAAGUAUUUCGCGCAAGUGCAAGGAUUUCCGUGGUCGUUUUUCGAAAAACCCAUGCUAGACGAAAAGUUGGCAUCAGAUAAUAAAAAUAAUGUUGACGCGGAAGAAAUUGGUGGUAAAAGUACGGAUGAAACCGAGCGAGAAGAAGAGGUGCGUGAUGAACCAGUUGGCCACUUGGACUGUGAAAAUAGAGGUUCAUCAGCUUCAGAUUCCACAUCGAUCGAUUCCAGUGACGAAGACGAAGACCGUCCCAUAGUACGUAAAGUCUACAAUGUUACAGGGUCUCCCAACGAUCGCGAAAGUGACGAUGCGUUGCCCAGCAGCAACGUUUCAACCGACAACGAAGACGAAAUCGAUCGAAAAUCAUCCGCAGAUGAAAAAGAACGCGAGGAAGAAGAAGAAACAUCUUCCGGAUCGGCCGAUACUGACAGUAACGAUACCGGAACGGUCGCGGAUCAGAAACCAAAACGGUUUUCUCGAGUGUUUGUGGUGAAUCAUAAAGGCUCAUCUAGUGGUAGUGUUUCGUCUUCAAGUGGCGACUCUGAUUCGUCUGAUAAUGAUACUGAUACUGAACUAGUUGUUUUAACGAAUGUUAAGCAACUUAAUGCAGAAAUUGAUAUUGAGGAGGAUCAAGUGACUCAGGAAAAUGAAGGUGGAGCCAGUUUUUUGAGUAUGAAAUAUAUUGGUGAAGAUGUUUAUGAUGCAACUAGUAGGCAAAAUAAUAAAUCAAAAGCUAGGCGUAAAAUUAGAAGAAAAUCUGAACCAGGUGGUUCAAAAAGCAAAAACGUUGAAGAAACUGGCUGUGAUAAAGUAUUUGAAGAAGAAAACCCUUUGCAAGUUCCUUGGAUUAAUACCAAAGAUAAAUUAGAACCAACUGAUGAAAAUAUUUACAAAUUUAUUGAAGCUGAAAUAGAGUUUUCUUCUUUAUUAUUAAUUAAUCAUAGCUCAUCAAAAGUUGAACGAUUAGACUGUGAUAAUGAUACUGAAGUAUCUGAAGCUGUAAUGGAUUUUACAAAUGACGUUGAAGACGAUUUGAUUGUUGAAAAAUCAGUGAAUCUAUCAACAAUAUUAGACGAAACUGACAAAUAUAAAUUAGAUUACGUGUACUCAUCAAGUCCGGGCCUGUCGGAUGUGAGUGCAGAGUCUUUGAGCUCUAGCGACGUGGAAAAAGAGAACGAAACAAAGAACGAGACUCAUUCAAACGUAAAAGUAGAAAGGCAGAGGGAGAAACACCAUGAACAGGACGAGGACAAUCGAAUCAGUGAAACAACAAGCGCGAGCGAGACGGAUAUUGUGCAAAGCGCGUGCCGUAAUCAUACAGGUGUUUCACCGUCAGUAAUCGAGGAACAACCGCAUAGUAAUCAACGGAAUGGUGCGGGCGCGAAAUAUACGAGUCUAGUGAUGAUCACAAGUGAUGCGAGUUAUCAACAAGUGAAUAUAGUGACGUCGGAUACGACCAAAGUGGUACCGGGAGAGGAUUUGCCGCAAGUGGUGGUGGUCAGCCACACCAAUAGGCAGAAUGAGGCAUUGAUGGAUAAAGGCAGGGAUGAUGAUAAUCCAAACCACCUGAAUACUGACAACAACGUAACAGUAAUAACAUCAGCCGAAACUCUAAGCGCGUUCGAAGAAGGUUUAGCCGACGAUGAUUCCUGGGUGGAAAACCUCAGUUACGACGACGAAGAAGAAGACGAUGAUUUCCCAACAAAUUCGAUAUCCGAAAAUUCUUCAUCAGGCGAUGAAGUUACCCUUACCUGUUCCGCCGUGGCGGACCAAGAAGAUGAGCUAAGGGGCUACCACAGGGCGGCCAUAGACUUCACUCUUCAUACUAUCGUAGAAGAAAGUUGCGAAGAAAGUGAAGUGGAACAGGCGCCAAGGAAAUUGAAAAAACCACGCCCAGCUAGCGCAACGGAAUUGGAAAAGUAUUUUUUCUUUGGAUUAGGAGAUGGAACUAUACCGUCUAUUAAUUCAAACAGAGAAGAUGCCUAUUCUGAAACUAGCAGCAUUUAUUCCGAAGGGAUGGAAUCGCUUGGAGGCACAGAAGAUACUCAAAAUGAAAACUCUGAAGAGCUUGCUUCGUCCCGAUUAGAAAAAUACUUCCUUAGUGGUUUUAUGGGUUUUACAGCCGAAAGACGUGAUUCAGAUGGCAGUGUUGGAAGCGACAGCGAAGGCAAACCCAGUCCAGAACAACGCAGAAAACGUUUAGUUAGAGCUAGAGGCACUGGACGAUCCCACUCAAACUCACUAGACAAUCUACUAGGAAACCCAGAUUUAGCUGGCAGUGAGCAACAAUUGGAACCUCAAAACAACUCAGAAGAUUCUUCAAGCUCAGACUCAGACACUUACGAUGAUGUAUUGAGUUUUGAAAAAUCAGACGGCCAAUUUGAUACAGUCAAACGAAAGAAAGCUAAAAAACAAAAAGCUAGUUUAGAGGAUAUUAAAAACUUGGAAACAACCCAGGAAGAACAAGACUACGACGAGGAUGACGAUAGAAAUAAAACUCCACAACCAUCAGACGUUUUAAUGCCUUCAAAUCUAUCGACAAACAAAAAUCAACAAAGCCGCGACAGCGGCUUUGUUGGCAGCUGUGACGAUCUACUCAAAGACCAAAGGGACAUUAAUAAAUCACCUGAUAUUGGUUUGCAAGAAAAAUCUGAAACAAUUCUAGAAGAAAAACGAACCAUAACAGAAUCACUACCACCUGCAACGAACCUCACCAGAAAAGACAGCUUCAACAAUUGGAGCUCAGACGAAGAAACAAACCUAAUGAUGUCAAAAAUGCGCCAAUUUUUCAAAACAAUGGUUGCCAAUACCCCGUCUUCCAAACCAACAACCCCUAAUUUAAGCAACAGAUCUUCCCCAAAACCAUUCCCACGUGCUAAAACCAGAUGCAAACCACCUCAAUUAGUUUAUUUCGAAAACGAACUCACCCGCCUAAUGAAAACCGUUCCAGGUAUUCGAGACGAUCAAGUGCGCGAAAUUGUAGAGUAUUUAAGUAGCGAAGACACUUGGAGUGACUCGUAUGAUUCUAGUGAUUAUACUAGUAGUGAUCUUGAAGGUGCUUGUACAAAAUCUGAAUUGCAACAGCAAAUUUCCGACAGUUGUAAGCAAAUUAUCAAUAAAUUCGAUAUUAAUGCUGAAGAUGAAGAAGGAGAUGCUGGUGAUGGAGGUAUUGUAAUCGAUGAUGUACAUGGCUUAAACAAAGAAACCGCUUUUGUUUACCAAAAACUUGUCGCAAGUUUUGAAAAAAUGGCCACAGAAGAUAAACCUGAUGCAAGUACUUCAAACCCAAACUCGCCUCCUUUAAUUGCAAAAGUUAUGCACCAUAUUGGUAGUAGGUUGGUAGCAUUAAUGCACGAAAUGUCCAGCGGGGAAAGCCAUGCUUCAAACAGCCCAAAAGGUAGAAAUUACCAUAAACGAUUACAACAAAAACUUAGCAAUGCUUCAUCUACAACCACCGAUGACGAUAGCACUUCAGAUACUAAUUUACAAGACACUUUUGUAGAAGAAUCUUAUAAUUUGCUUCCAAGAAGCCGAUCUCAUGAUCUUCUAAUGAGUGAAACUAAUAAAAACUUGCAUCAAUCUAUUAGUGGAGUUUCAGAAAUUUCCGAAGAGCCUAGCGAUUGCGAAAGGUUUUCUUGGAGAGGUAGUUUUGAAUCAGCUUUAUUAGCUACCGAUUCACGCAAUAAACUAUCUUUAAUUGGUGGAGAAGGUUCAGCAUCAGCUUCAGCUUUAGCAAUAGCUGCAAAACGUCGCUCAGCUGGAGACUUAUUAUUUAGCCACAAAUCUUUAAGCAGAGAGCAAUUGGAUAGAGUGCGAAGCUGUGGCAGUAUAGGAGGUAGCACUCCAGAGGACAAACUCUGGGUAGCAACAGCCACCAAACCAAAUCGAAGACGUUCUAGUGUACCAGACGCAGCUUCGUGCGACGACGAAGAUGAAGAAAUGGAAAAUAGAGCCACGCUACCACGUAGCUUACAGAGCGGGCCUCAGACGACCAACUCUUUGCCGCGCUUGCCGACCACUUCGGUAGCAGCAUUGCAAAAGGCUCAGAGUCAUCAUUUUUUGUCGCAAAAUGUUAAAAGUGCUCGGUAUCGACCGCCGGGGAUUACUAGGUUGAUGCCUACGCAACCGAAACGGGCGGUUAGUGCUCCCGGAUUGCAACCUUCGCAUCAGAGAAGGGGUGGUAGACGAUCUCAACAAUCCAAUGUUCCUAAUGACGAUGUCAGUUUAUCAGAGGCUCACUCGUCGCCGAUGCUGGCUUCCAGAUCUGGAAGCAAAAGCGCCACGCCCAGUCCAGUGGCUCCAGGAUCCAGAAGAAAAGCCGCUUCGGUUUCCAGCCAAGAAUGGCCCACCAACGAAGACGAUAUUGACCGAUUGGUUUCUAUGCACCAUAAUAGGAGUAGUUUGUCUAGUCUUGGGUUAAGAUCAGACUCGAUGGCAAGCGUUUACUCUGGAGCAGGCGAAGGCCGGUACGGCUCAGUAACAGUACGCGGACAAAUCGAGUUCGGCCUCCAAUACAACUACAAAGCCGGAUCUCUGGAAAUCCAAAUCAAACAAUGCAAAGAUCUGGCCCCGGUGGACGUAAAACGCAACCGAUCGGAUCCCUACGUGAAAGUCUACUUGUUGCCGGACAAGUCCAAGUCGGGCAAACGCAAGACAAAAGUGAAAAAACACACGCUCAAUCCGGUGUUUGACGAGUGCCUCAAGUUCCACAUGAGCAUCAACGAGCUGGAGCUGCGCACUCUUUGGCUGUCUGUGUGGCACUCGGACAUGUUUGGUAGGAAUGAUUUUCUCGGAGAAGUCAUGAUGACUUUGGAGAAUAAAGUUUUCGAUGAGCCAACUCCUAAGUGGUACAAUCUACAAGAAAGGACGGAGCCUUUUGAAGAUGUUUUGUCAUUCAAAGGCGAUAUCAUUGUGUGUUUGAAGUUUGUCCCUCCAGACAUGACUGUACACAAAAAAGGCAAAAGAUCCAGAGGUUCUCUUCAUAUAUUAGUCAAAGAAGCUAAAAGUCUCACUGCCGUCAAAGCUAACGGAUCUUCAGAUCCGUUUUGUAAAAGUUACUUACUGCCAGACAAAGGACGUAGCGUAAAACAAAAAACCCCGGUUGUCAAACGGACGAUAAAUCCUGUUUGGAACUUCACUUUUGUCUACGACGACGUCACUCUGCAGGAAUUGGCUGAGAGGAGCCUGGAAUUGACCGUGUGGGAUCACGAUCGGCUUGCCAGCAAUGAGUUUUUGGGUAUGGUCAGGUUCUCCUUAGGAACUGGUAAACACUUUGGCAAACCAGUGGAAUGGAUGGACUCGACAGGCAAAGAACUUAAUCUAUGGAAAAGUAUGUUGGAACGACCCAACUUCUGGGUGGAAGGUUGUCUACCAUUAAGACCCACCGUGGGUACGCGUCUUUCGUAAUAAUGCAAUUUAUAAUUUUAGUUUAGGGAUAAUUCUAAUUCCAUUUGUGAUUGUGGUCCCAAAUUGUGGAUACUAUUUUCCAUUAAUUUAAGUGUGUGAAAUUUCAAUAUAUGAAUGUGAAAAGUGUUUUAAGCAAUAUUGUAAAGCAAACGCUCCACUUCGGUUGGCUUUGCUAAAAAUGUUUUAUUAGCAAUAUUUUAUUUUUAAUGUUAAUGUUUCGAGCCCUUCUGUAUAUUUCCUGAAUUAAAAAUAAUGUUGUAUUUUAAGGAUAAAGUUUAUGAAACAUGUUUUAGCUAUAAUUGUAUUCAAUAAGUCGAUGAUGCAUAUAUUUUCUUAACCGAUUAUAGUAAUAAAUGGUUUUUACUAUGAAUAAGUUUUAUUUAAAAUAAGGAUGAAGAUAAAAUAUUUUACUUUCAAAGAUCACUAUUGGAAAUAAAUCGAUUUCCCUCAGAAUGUUUUCCACUGUACCGAUACCUGCACUUUCCAUAAGCCCCUAG
Messenger RNA from Ceutorhynchus assimilis (cabbage seed weevil), 7754 nucleotides. Lineage: Eukaryota; Metazoa; Arthropoda; Insecta; Coleoptera; Curculionidae. The record is from the annotation of a GenBank genome assembly.